This is a messenger RNA of Uncinocarpus reesii 1704, 771 nucleotides long. RefSeq lists its product as uncharacterized. The record is from RefSeq and is a predicted model, not a curated record. Bases 1 to 771 code for a protein of 256 amino acids. The transcript is spliced from 4 exons. NCBI's taxonomy places the organism in Eukaryota, Fungi, Ascomycota, Eurotiomycetes, Onygenales, Onygenaceae.
AUGGUUCGGGAUGGAGAGGGGAUCCUGUGCUCUUGCAGCUCGUCCGGCCAGGAGUUUACUUUCUACCAGUCCCUUCCAGCACUCUAUAACAACAUUCUGGAACGCCAAAACCACCCUGUUCAGAUAUCAGGAAACGAAACGAGCAUUACAGAUCAAGAAGAAAACGACUGGAUUUCAUUAGCUGGACAUCUGAUGCCUAGUGCCAAGUUGACCGCCAUCCAGUCGUGUGUUGCAAAUUGGUUGACGAAUUCCCCUGGUACAAAAGUCACAAUUUUCACCCAAUUCCGUGGGAUGGUCCGAAUUCUCAGCAACAUGUGUAUAAAACAGGGUUGGGGCCAUACAACGCUUACUGGAAAUGCUCCGCCAUCAGAGAGACAUCGAGAUAUCGAAGAGUUUCGUGUUGAUCCCACAGUUCGCGUUCUAAUUUCUUCACUUAAGGCUGGAGGGACAGGAUUGAAUCUUACCAUGGCAGAUAAAUGCAUACUAGUUGACUUGUGGUGGAAUGAAGCUAUUGAGCAACAGGCGUUCUGUCGUCUUUUCAGAUAUGGGCAAACGAAAGAAGUGGAAAUAGUCAGAAUCUCUGUGAAAAACAGCAUAGAUGAUCGAAUUCAACUGAUCCAACAUGAAAAGUCGACUAGCAUUGAAAAGACGAUUGGUUACGAUGCGCUGUCAUCCAGGGACACGCUGGAAGAUAUUCUGAAAAUCUUUGGUGUUACUGAAGACCCAGAUGGGGAGAAUGGAUUCGCUUUCAUCGCGGAUGACGAUGCCUGA